CGCCUCGCCUGCUACGAGGAGUUCCGGGAUAUCGUGCUGGCGUCACACCUGAAGCCUCUAGAGAGAAAGGACAAAGCGGCCAAGAAGGGAACCGUGCUGUGGAACCCGUGUGUGACCCGUGCGAAGCGGGAGGAAAGCAGCAGCGUGGAGAUAGCCCAGGAACUACAUCAACUGCCUGGAACCUCUGCUGAAUUUUACAGAGAUUGGCGCAGAUGCUUAAAAAAUGGAAAAGAAAAAUAUCAGUUUUUACUUAAACUUGAAGGCAAGGCCUUGGGCAGGAUCUUCCAGGCUGACCUAGGUUUUGGCCUCCUGGGUGAAUUCCUGACCGUGCUGGCGGAGAACAUGUGUCAUGAAGACAGAGCUGCCGUCGUGCAGAUCCUGCAGGGCCUUUCGAGCACCAAGCGCUUCGGGCUGAACCUGGAUCUUCUCAGCGAGGCGGAGAAGGAGAGCGGCAGGGAUUUGUUCAGGAAGCUGCAGAGCAUGAGCACAAGUGGGGGAAGCUCCGGAGAGCCCAGCGGCCCCACCGACCGCGAGACAGAGGGAGAAGCCCAGCUCCUGAGCAGCAGUUUGCAAAAGGAAACUGAGGGAGAGAUCGUGAGGGAGCUGAUGAAACGUUACCAAGUUGGCUGAAGGAGC
Tinamus guttatus (white-throated tinamou) is the source of this 636-nucleotide messenger RNA. RefSeq names its product dynein axonemal assembly factor 19 (gene DNAAF19). Gene Ontology annotation, cellular component: outer dynein arm. NCBI's taxonomy places the organism in Eukaryota, Metazoa, Chordata, Aves, Tinamiformes, Tinamidae. The record is from RefSeq and is a predicted model, not a curated record. Gene Ontology annotation, biological process: epithelial cilium movement involved in extracellular fluid movement; determination of left/right symmetry; inner dynein arm assembly.